This is a messenger RNA of Trichoderma citrinoviride, 1113 nucleotides long. RefSeq lists its product as hypothetical. NCBI's taxonomy places the organism in Eukaryota, Fungi, Ascomycota, Sordariomycetes, Hypocreales, Hypocreaceae. The coding region runs from base 1 to 1113 and encodes 370 amino acids. The record is from RefSeq and is a predicted model, not a curated record. The transcript has 3 exons.
AUGGCCAUCUACAGCGCUGUCCCGCCUCCUCCCGAAUCGCCCCCUCCCAGCCAGUCGCCGGCGAACAUCAUCUACCCGUCGACUCCGGCAUCCGGCACCGCCAUCGACAUCGAGGCCUGGACCAUCUCGGCCCUGCAGUCCCUCAGCGUCUCGCCCGUUGCCCGCGGCACCGGAAGCCCUCUGUCCAUCCCCCUCGAUGCCCUCGCCGGGCCCUCCAAGCGCGCUGCCAGCCACCAGCAGGUCACCAUCGCAACCUCUUCAGAGGAGGUCCAUGUCACCGUUGUUCCCCGCAGACCGCCUUCUGCCCGGGACAGCCAGAAGCGCAGAGAGGCCCUCCUGAAGGGCAAGGAAGGUAGCCGGCAGCGUCGGCGAUGGGAGAACGAUCGUCUCGUGGGCGUCCCUAACGUCCAGCCGCCCGAGCCCGCGGACUGGGAAGUCCACCCGACGCAUCCCAUCCAUCGAGUGCCCUACCAGCUCGCCCAGUUCUGGGACCACGGCGUGCGCCAGCGCAUCCAGGACAAGACGUCCAAGCUCCAGGCCGCGCGCAAGAAGCAGCAGCUCAAGUCGGGCAGCGCAACGGGCCUCGGCGUGGGGGAGGUGCCGCGCGACCUGCGAGAGUCGACCAAGCGCAGCCCCGUCAUCCGCACCUGGGUCAAGGCCCUGGAAGAGCCCGUGCGACAGUACAUGAUCGACGAGCGGCGGAAACGCCAGGCUGAGGAUGACGAGGACGCGGAUAGCGCAGCGGAAGAGAUGGACUCGGAUGACGAGGAAAUCGUCUUUGUGGGCCGCAACGGCAGAAUGCGAGACUUGCAGCAGAAGAGGGCGGCGGCUGCUGCUGCGACGGCGGCGAGAUACAGGACCGCGCACCGAGAGGUGUCGCAGGAGACUGUCGAUUCGGGGCUGUUGUUUGAUUCGUUUGGCGAUGAUGAGAGCGCUGCCUAUAAGCGGUGGCUUACGCAUGCCAUCUCGGACUACUAUGGCCUGACGUCGCGGUCGGUCACCCUCGCCAACGCACAGAGGGUGGUGUAUAUCGGCUUGAAGCAGAUGCCGCGUCUGCAGAAGGGCCUUGCUCCAAUGAACCAGCUGCCACGACCUCUGUGGGAGAUUUGCUGA